This is a messenger RNA of Penicillium verhagenii, 1071 nucleotides long. RefSeq names its product bZIP transcription factor. Gene Ontology annotation, molecular function: DNA-binding transcription factor activity. Gene Ontology annotation, biological process: regulation of DNA-templated transcription. The transcript has a single exon. Lineage: Eukaryota; Fungi; Ascomycota; Eurotiomycetes; Eurotiales; Aspergillaceae. The coding region runs from base 1 to 1071 and encodes 356 amino acids. The record is from RefSeq and is a predicted model, not a curated record.
AUGUCCGACUUAUCUUCAGCAGAGCGCAAACGUAUCCGCGACAGAAGAUCCCAGAAGACCUUGCGCGAGAAAAAGGAGAGCUACACAGCUCAUUUGGAGGCCAAGGUAGCUCACUGCGAGCAACAUCACGCCGACCAAGGCACCCAGCAGCUUCUUAAAAUUAUCAAAAGUCUUCGCAAGCAGAAUGAAACUCUUGUGAACCGUCAAGAGGUAUUGAAAUCAAUGGUCAACUCGUGGGAUGAGAGAGUUGAAGACACAGGCCUCUUCAAUGUGUGGUUGACCCAAGGUGCGAAUGAAAAAGUUUUUGAAGCUCCUGUUCCCCCGAAGCAGUCCAACCUGGAAAAGUCUCAGUCUCACAGCGCGGACGAAAAUUACUCCGGUAUUAACGUGCCGUCGAUGGCAACAAGCUCACCACUGCUGCGACCUUCUGAAGCCCGUCCGCUAUGGAAUCAACUCCCCCUUUACUCUGACGAUUUUUCCAAUCUCCGAACUGUCUCCUGUCCGUGGUUUUUCCAUAUUGAACAGAUCAUGGAUUGCCCAGAUACACCUGCAUCACCUCUUGAAAUUUUAUACGGCAGCAAGACCAACCCAUUAGCAAAUAUGAUCCACAUGGCACUAGAAAGGCGGCCGAUUCGCGAGCCGGAAAGGCUAGCCAUGGGCUGGAUAGUAUAUCACUUCUCAAAAUGGAUCAUUGCCCCCAGUCCGAAGACGUUUGCAGCUUUGCCUGUUUUCCUGCGACCCGUUGAAGAGCAGUUUCAGAUCGAGCACCCUCUCGCAGUAAGCGGUAUUCCGUGGCCGAAACUGAGAUGCAACAUGAUCCGACAAUGGCGAAUAUUUGACAAAGAUCGUGAGGGAUUGUUUGGCAUGUUUGCUUGUUGUAUUAAGCUUCGGUGGCCGUGGGGCAUGAAGACCGUGGAGCGCAAUGAACACGAUGAGCUUUGUAUAAAGCCUGCUUUUUAUGAUAUUUUCAUGAGUGAGGAGGGAUGGGGGAUUACGCCGGAGUUUUUGAGCAAUUACCCGAGUCUUGCGGAUGGUAUAGAUGUCAAUUCACUUGUGUUCAAUAUGGCAUGA